AUGGCUGAGGAACGAGUGAACGACGCCGCUCCUCCGGCGAAUUCUUCCUCCGGCGGUGGCGUCGGAGUGUCGCCAUUGGGGAGUACAGUUAUCCCGAUCGUGAACAAGCUGCAGGAUAUUUUCGCUCAGCUCUCCAGCCAGUCUACAAUUGAGCUGCCUCAAGUGGCGGUUGUGGGGAGUCAGAGCAGUGGCAAAUCCAGUGUUCUGGAGGCGCUUGUCGGCCGCGACUUCUUGCCCAGAGGCUCUGACAUUUGUACUCGGAGGCCGCUCGUGCUUCAACUAUUGCAGACCAAGCGAACAGCUGAUGGCAAAGACGAGGAGUUCGGAGAAUUUUUACACCUUCCUGGAAAGAGGUUUUACAACUUCAGUGAAAUUCGACGGGAGAUUGAGGCUGAGACCAAUAGAGAAGCAGGUUUGAACAAAGGUGUCUCAGACAAACAGAUUCGGUUGAAGAUUUUUUCACCAAAUGUUCUUGAUAUUACUCUUGUGGAUCUGCCUGGGAUCACUAAGGUCCCUGUGGGUGACCAGCCUUCUGAUAUUGAAGCACGCAUCAGAACAAUGAUAAUGUCAUAUAUCAAGCGCCCUACCUGCUUAAUAUUGGCUGUUACCCCUGCAAAUGCUGACCUUGCUAAUUCAGAUGCCCUUCAGAUUGCUGGAGCUGCAGAUCCCGAUGGUUUGCGAACUAUUGGUGUUAUUACAAAGCUGGACAUUAUGGACAGGGGUACUGAUGCCCGAAAUUUUUUGCUUGGAAAAGUGAUUCCUCUCAAACUUGGUUAUGUGGGUGUUGUAAAUCGCAGCCAAGAGGACAUAACAAACAAUCGAAGUAUAAAGGAUGCACUCAUAGAAGAGGAGAAAUUUUUCCGUAGUCGUCCUGUUUACAGUGACCUUGCUGAUCGCUGUGGCAUACCUCAGUUGGCAAAGAAGUUGAACCAGCUUUUAGUACAACAUAUAAAAGCUGUUCUUCCAGGAUUGAAGGCUCGCAUCAAUUCUAAUUUGGUUGCCGUGGCAAAAGAGCAUGCUAGCUACGGAGAAAUCACUGAAUCGAAGGCUGGUCAAGGAGCAUUAUUGCUUAAUAUCCUGUCAAAAUAUUGUGACGCCUAUUCUGCAAUGAUUGAGGGGAAGAAUGAAGAAAUGUCCACUUCUGAGCUAUCCGGAGGAGCCAGAAUUCAUUACAUUUUCCAGAAUAUCUUCGUUAAGAGUUUGGAGGAAGUUGAUCCUUGUGAAGAUUUAACCGAUGAUGACAUCCGAACUGCAAUUCAAAAUGCUACAGGCCUGAAGUCAGCACUGUUUAUUCCAGAAGUUCCCUUCGAAGUUUUAAUUCGGAAACAGAUUGCUCGAUUAUUGGACCCUAGUCUUCAAUGCGCUCGAUUUAUUUAUGAUGAGCUGAUAAAGAUGAGCCACCGCUGUGUGAUUCAUGAAUUGCAACGAUUUCCUGUUCUGAGAAAGCGCAUGGAUGAGGUCAUAGGGAACUUUUUGCGAGAAGGCCUUGAACCCUCGGAAACCAUGAUUGGUCAUAUUAUUGAGAUGGAGAUGGAUUACAUAAAUACUUCUCAUCCAAAUUUUAUUGGUGGUAGUAAAGCUAUCGAAAUUGCACGUCAGCAACAUAUUAGGAUUCCUGUACCAGUUCGUCAGAAGGAUGGUCCUGAUUCAGAUAAAGGACCAGCAUCAGACAAAACCGUAAGACCUCGUGGAAUUCUUGCUAGACAAGCAAAUGGAAUUGUUCCUGAGCAGAAUACCCGGCCCGCUCCAGAGGUUGAGAAACCUGCAACUUCUGGAACAAGUUCACCCUGGGGAAUAUCCUCAAUUUUUGGUGGUUCUGACCAUCGUUCAGCUGUAAAAGAGAACAUCAUGAACAAGUCGCAUAAUGAACCUGCUCCGAGUAUGGAGCAUGCUGUUUCAAUGAUUUAUCUGAAAGAGCCGCCAGCUGUUUUGAGGCCCUCAGAUGUCCACUCUGAAGAUGAAGCUGUUGAAAUUACAGUGAUAAAGCUGUUGCUAAGGUCAUAUUAUGAUAUUGUACGUAGGAACAUCGAAGAUGCUAUCCCAAAAGCUAUCAUGCAUUUCCUGGUAAACCACACCAAAAGGGAGCUACACAAUGUGUUCAUCAGAAAGCUGUACAGGGACAACAUAUUUGAAGAGUUAUUGCAGGAGCCUGAUGAGAUAGCCUUCAAGAGGAAACGUGCCCGAGAGACACUACGUGUUCUUCAACAGGCUUUUCGAGUGAGUUUUCUUUCUUAGAAGUCUAUAAAAAAUUUGUUGUGAGAUACAGUUUCUGGUCUCUUUGUAUGGUAAUACAAGUGCAUGUAUUUAUGGGCACUUUUUAAAAGCAUGUUUCUGCAGGCAGUUUUUAGUUUUUUUUUUCUUUUAGUAAAAAAAAUUAUGUGAAUUUGUCCAGUUGAGGCAUGAAGUAUUUAUGGGUUGGUAUUUUGUUACGGAUUGAUUUAGUUUACAUAUGAAGACUAUCACAUGAACAAAAGGAAAUUUGGUGCAUGCAGUCUCCCAUUUGCAUAAGGUUCAGUGAAGGUUUGGUUCAUAAAUGAAUGCCAACAUCUAACAAAUUGUAAGGGUAGUGAACUAAUGACUUGUACAAUAGAGCUGUGGAAUUGGAUGAAGGUUGAGAUUAGGCAACGAUAUAUUAGAAGAUGAAUUCAUUCAUGCCAGAGUGGUCUACAGUUGAAAUUAUAUAUUUUAUAUUGUGGGCCUGUGGCUAUGUCAAUGUGCUGUCGUGGUGAAUGAUCUGAAAGGCGUAUGAUCAAGUUUAUGGUGGUCUGGGUGUGGUUUACUUGAAAAGGCAUAUGAAAGGCAGCUGUAUGGCUCUAUCAUUAUUGGCUGCUCCAUAAUCCUCUUUAUGGUUUUGUUGUUACUUGCCUGAGACAAUGUGAAGUUAAAAAGAACUCUUGCCUGCUGUUUUUCUGUGUUCAUUUGGAGUUUCGUCUUAAUAGGCUCACAGAUUAAACCAAAAACAUAAUUGCAACUUCUGUUUUAUCUCUAGGUAUUGGAUGAACUGCCUCUUGAAGCUGAUACCGUGGAAAGGGGCUAUAGCAUGAAUACAGAUCCAACUGGUCUUCCAAAGAUUCAAGGGCUGCCAAGCUCCUCUUUUUAUGCUACUGGCAGCGGAUCAAGUGAUUCUUGUGGUGCAUCUCCUAAAAAUACAAAAUCACGCAAGUCCUCUCACUCAGGAGAACUUCAUUCUCCGUUUUAUGGUCACGCAGAGUCGAAUGGAGGAGGGCGUAAUCCUUUGGGUUUUUAUCCUUCAGUUGAUCUGUAGGCUGAUUGUGUUGAGGAUGGAAAACUUCUUAGUAACCCUUUGCAAUUUUGGGAGGGCAUCUGGAAUCAUAAGCAGCUUUGAUUCUGGUGUGGUACAGGGUAUUCUUUUUGACGAUAAAAAUAGAUAGUACUGCUGAUCAUUAUUUGUUUGACUUGGUAUUUUUUCAUUAGUUCCCUUAUAUAGUCCAAUAGCAGUGCACUGUUAUCAAAUGCGCGAAAGAAGGAUAUAAAAUAAAGGAGUCAUUGCUAGCAGUGGCAUAUUUUGGUUAUGUGAACUCUUUUUUACCUCACAAUGGGUAAAAAAGUAGCUGGAUGUAUUUUGAUCUCCGUCUUGUUGGCUUGUGUAUAGUAUGCAUUCCACUUUAGUAUGACAGUCUGUUGGCAAGUAUACAUGUCUUAUCUUGUUUCAGCUUUCGACAAUGGCAAUAUUAAUUGUUCAGAACUUGAGACGUUCUUUGCA
This is a messenger RNA of Oldenlandia corymbosa var. corymbosa, 3724 nucleotides long. The record is from the annotation of a GenBank genome assembly. Lineage: Eukaryota; Viridiplantae; Streptophyta; Magnoliopsida; Gentianales; Rubiaceae.